GCAGCUUUGACUCAUGUCCCCAAAUAUAAUCCAGAUCUACACCAAUGAAAAACCUAAACUUGACUGUUAGCAUUUGCAUUUGUUUCCUCCUUUGAACUAAUUUAUCUUGGUAGAAAACCCCUCCAGCCCUCUAGCUGUAAAUCUUUUUGUGCUAGGAAUCUGCUUCACUUUUGUUGUCAAGGUACAUUCACUUUUACAUUCACUUGAAAAUUUUUCUUUUUGCCUUGCAUUGUUACAAAUCACAAACUAGCACACAUUGCUUGCUUUUUAUCACCAUCUUAUUACAAGUGAGUUUUUUCCUGUUAGCAUUUGGCACCAAUAGUUAUUAAUUUCCACCUCCUUCAAAUAACAGUUGACAUAUUCUGUAUUUUUGUUUCUCUGUACCUUAAUUCUCCUUCACUCUGUGUUACAUUAUGAAAUAGCAUCAGGGUUGUAAAGUAAUCAGGAGUUUGUAAUGUAGCUGUCAGCAUCACAUAAUGAAUUUGCCAGGUCCUGUUGAGGCUCUACGUGUUUGACAGCACAUCUGUAGUAGUUUCAGCACCCUUGCUGGUACUUAUGUUAGUAAAGCCCUAGUAAACAUAGUGAAAUCCUUUACUGCACAACCACUGGGUUGAAAUUUCCUCUGUAGUGUGUAAUCAUUAACACAAAACCAUAAUGCAUUUUCUGGCUAAAGAGUGGAAUGAAUUCCAGGAGAUUUUAUCUCAGUCAUUAGGUCUUUUACAGGCUACUAAACAACUUUUGUCAUGUCUUCUUUGUAUCUCAAGUUUUAUCUGCUAAAAUGGAAUAACUGCUUUCUUUUUUCUGAUCUCUGCCUUGUUUAUUCAGAUAGAAAGCUCAAGAGGCAGAGAGUAUCACUUAUAUCCAUGCAAAACCUUGCACAAAGAAUCCCAAGAUCUCUGUCACAGCAAAUGUGAAUGAGACAGUAUCUGUAAUUUUUUUAUAUUGUACCUGACCCAUAAAGUGUGCUAGACGCUGAUUAAUAAUAAUCUUUAGAAAACUUGUCCUGAAAUGUUAAUCAUGUAGGUAAUCUUCUGGGUCAGUCAAGCUUUAUAUAAAAUACACUGAUGUGCAAGGACAUGAUUCCCUGUAACUCAAACCACUCUAAAUGCAGGCUGCUGCAGUCUUCCUCUUCCCUCCUGCACCAACCAUGUGAGAACAUUGUCCUCCAACUCAGCUCUUCUGUGCACAGCUGGUCUGAUUCAAACACAGCUACCCCAAAUGCUGUUAGAUCAGUUAGGCCAUGGUAGAGAGAUAAGCUUGUAGUUAAAGAACAUGUGUCAUAUUACCUCAUGGAUCUUAUUUAAUCUUAUUUUAGGUGCUGUCACACCAAUAAACAUCUUUCUGGUCAUACAAGGAAGUCUGAUGUCUGAUGUGACAUAAGUCUUGUGGGGAAAAGAUGUCUUUUGUGACAUAACUUUCUGCUUUCUCUCAGUGAAAAAUAUUUCAGCAAAUAAUGACCCUUUCACCUGUAUUUCACUGGAAGCCACCAUCCAAAUACAUAUAAACACUUCAGUGAAAAAUGUUUUAAAUCAACUAUAUCUAUGGUAGACAGGAUGGGACAAAUACAGAUGAAUCACUUUUUCUUCUAAGUUUUAUUGCAGUUAGAAAACAUGUUAAAGAUUCUGUAUUGUUGCAGUUUGAUAUUAUUUAGCAAGUUCUGAGCUAAUUUCUAAAAGUCAAUUAUAAUUUAGGUAAUUUUCUUAAGUUCUGAGUAAUAUCUUCAAAAAUUAGUCAGAAUACAUUGAAAAUUAAUUUUCUGUGUUAAAAAUGUUUGUAUUAUUUGAAAGCAUACUCUUUUGUAUGGUAGAAAAAUAUUUUGUUGAUAAAAAUGUCUAAUAUGUAAGAUUGCUUUGGAUAAUUCCUCUUUUAAUAGUUUUUGUGCUGAAAAUUUUGCUGAGUAAGUAAAAAUAUACACUACAGAGGUACUCUGCUAUUAAAAAAAAGAAAGAAGUCUUUGUGCUAUUUUGUUCUUUUUGAAAUACAUUUCUUUCUUUGCAUCAUAUUAAACCUUGUGAGAAUAUACUUAUGGGAGGUUUCAGAGUGCUAAUCUCAGAGCCUGUUCUUUCCUUACUCUGCCCUACCAAUCCAUCCACAAAAGAAUACUCACUAAUGUUUCCUUCUCUAAAUUUAUUUCCUUUACCUUCUUUUUGUUUGUUUGUUUAUGUAGUAGCAUUCAGGCAUUGGAACAGGCUGCUCAGGGAAGUGGCAGAAUCACCAUACCUGGAAGUUUUCAAAAGGCGUUUGGAUGUGACACUUGGGGAUAUAGUUAAUUGGGGAACAAAGUGUUAAAGGUUUGGUACAAUUAUCCUAGAGAUCUUUUCCAACCUUAAUGACUCCAUGAUUCAUGAAAGGUUGUUCAAUUUUUCUCUCCUGUUCCACCCUACACCUCAAAUUGUGCAGAUGUAGAGAAUAUAUCCCUUGUUAUCAAGCAAAAUUUAUGUAUGUGUUGAAAAUAAAAGUAAAAAAGCAUUCUUCUGUCCCUGAACAACUGUUAAAAACAUUGUCCCUUACAGUGUGUUUUGUCUGCCACUUCACUGGAACAAUUUUAACAACUCAUUUCAGAGCAAGAUUCCUCGAGAGCUCAGAUCUUGUCAGCAGUCUGCUUAUUGCACUUCACUGCACCAACCAGAGAAAUUCAGCACGAAGAACUCAAGCUGAGAUAGAUGUGAACCUGCCCAGUAAAUGGAGAAGAAAAAAAAAAAAAAAAAAGUCAGGACACUUCACACAAGUGGAAAGGGUCUCAUUGUCAGGGUAAGUGGACACCUAUUACUUGCUGCAGAUUUAUUUUAAAGAAAUGUAGGCCAAAUUUUGCCCCCUGGUUACAGGUUUAUUAUACAAUUAUUUUUGUUUCAUGACUCUAGUGGGAACAUAGAGGUGGAAUAGAAGACAGAAUUUGGCCCAAUUACUAUGUACCACUAAUGAAUAUUAUUUUAAGGUGCAGGAUGAAAUCUUGUCUGAACAAAAAUUUGGGGACCCAGAACAGAAAAUGUUCUUUGGCUAUGUAUGGAUGGCUAUGGGGGAAGGGAGGAAGGAGAGUAGGAAGAGUGAAGGCAGAAUUCAAUCUGAGAUGGAAGAUAUCAUAUCAUUAUGUCCCAAUCCCUAGUGAAAGUGAGAGCAUCCCAGUCCAUGCUGGUAUCCAUGCAGCACAUGACAGACCCCAGGGGCCAGAUUAGCACCCUCUUGGGUUACAUGGAAGUGGAAAGGAGGCCACAGGAGAAACGUGCUAGGCCUGGACUUCUAGGUGAAGUAGAUAUUUUGAUGAUACUUACAGAAUAACAUUUCAAAUGGAAGAUGGAUUAGUUGAUGUCUCAGGUAUUUUUUAUUUGGUUUCUAAAGGAAACAAAGUUCAUGCAAUUACACUAUUUGUCUGUCAAUCCCAGAAUAAUAUGUUCUGGGACAUGGCUUAUUUCAACCCAAUAGGACAGAUAAGAGAUGUCUCAAGAUUAAUGAUGUCCCUAACAGGUGGUUGUGCUGUGUGUUAAGGUUUGUUAUGUGUGUGUUUGUUUGUGGGGUUUUGUUGUGUUUGUUUGUGGUUUGGGUUUUUUUUUUCUUUGUUCAUUGCUGUUUUGUUGUUUUUUUUUUAAUCAGAAAUCAUGCAAAGAAGAAAGAGAUCGAGACAGAAGAGUUUGGUUAACAGUUGAUUUCAGAAUGGGAGGGCUAAAGCAGGCAACAUUAUCAGUAUUAGAUGCUGUUUCCAUGUUAUUUCUGAGACCACUGUCUAGGCACUCCGUUAGGCUGCCAGCUGGGACUCCAGAAGAAAAGUGUUGCUCCAGCAGUUGUGCAUGGCAUUUCCCAAAUGAUAGAGAAAGGAGCUAUUUAGAGGUCCCAUUGUGGUCAGAUCUGAGUCCCAGCAAAGAUGCAUUGUGAUCUUUGCACUGGUGUGCUGCUUUGCAAUUCUGGUUGCUCUGAUAUUUUCGGCAGUGGAUAUUAUGGGAGAAGAUGAGGAUGGACUAUCAGAAAAGAACUGUCAAAAUAACUGUCGGGUUGCUCUCGUGGAAAAUAUUCCUGAAGGGAUCAACUAUUCAGACAGUGCACCAUCCCAUUUGUCUCUUUUCCAAGGCUGGAUGAAUUUGCUUAAUAUGGCUGAAAAGUCUGUUGACAUAGUGUCUUCCCAGUGGGACCUCAAUCAUAGUCAUCCAUCAGCAUGCCAGGGUCAGCGUCUUUUUGAGAAAUUGCUUGAACUGGCGUCCCGAAAUAUUGAGAUAAAACUAGUGAGUGAUAAACUGCCCAUGGAAUCAAAGGUAUUAAACGACUUGAAAACAAAGGGUGCUGAAGUGUUGUAUAUGAACAUGUCAGCAUAUAAUGAAGGUCGGCUUCAGUCGUCGUUCUGGAUUGUUGAUAAACAGCACGUGUACAUUGGAAGUGCCAGCCUAGACUGGAGAUCGCUGGGACAGAUGAAGGAACUUGGCGUCAUCGUAUACAACUGUAGCUGCCUGGUCCUGGAUUUACAAAGGAUAUUUGCCCUGUAUAGCUCAUUAAGGUACAAGAACAAAAUACCUCCGAGUUGGUCUAAGAGACUCUAUGGAGUGUACGAUACUCAAAAUAAACUGACACUGCAGCUGAACGAGACAAAAUCAGAAGCUUUUGUGUCGAACUCACCUAAACUCUUCUGCCCCAAGGACAGAGUCCUGGAUAUCGAAGCUAUCUACAGUGUUAUUGACGAUGCCAAACAGUUUGUGUACAUCGCUGUCAUGGACUACUUGCCCAUUGUCAUCGACACCAAUGCUAAACGGUACUGGCCGUAUUUAGAUGGGAAGAUCAGAGAAGCAUUAGUUUUACGAAGUAUUAAAGUGCGACUUCUCAUAAGUUUCUCACGAGACACAGAUCCCCUUACUUUUAACUUUGUUUCAUCUCUGAAAGCUAUUUGCACUGAAGUUCCAAGCUGUAGUUUGAAAGUUAAAUUCUUUGACCUUGAGGAAGAGAGCGCCUGCUUUCUUAAAGAACAGAAGAACACUUCUCUUCCCAAAUUGAAUCGGAACAAAUACAUGGUGACUGAUGGAGCUGCGUAUAUUGGUAAUUUUGAUUGGGUAGGAAAUGCUUUCACGCAGAAUGCUGGAGCUGGCCUUGUUAUCAACCAAGCAGACACGGGGAACAGCACAAGCAUCAUUAAGCAACUCAAGGCUGUUUUUGAAAGGGACUGGUAUUCACAUUAUGCCAAAAGUUUACAACCAACAAAAAUCCCAAACUGCUUUAACCACAAACUCAAUAAAGGAACUUCAAAUAAGACUGCCAUGAGCAAUGUGAAUUAGAAAGACUAUUUUACCAUUUAGUAUGGCAAUGAAGAAUUAUGUUGGGGUGUAGCCUUCUUUCGUAUUUACAGACAAAAGACUUAAAGAAAAAGAAAAAAAAAAAGUUUGGUUUGGGGGGGGUGUUUUUAGGAAAAAGCACACUUAUAUUAAAUCUGUUUAACCUAUAUUCUCUAUAUGAAUUAUUUAAGACUUUCAGAUUUGUUACUUCUGACACUGAAUGUCAUUUUCACUUCCAUGUGAAUUUUAAUGUUCCACGUUUGAAUUUAUCAGCAUGCGUCAAUGUUUCUGUUUUAGGACUUCCCCCAAUUGCCAACCUGGCUAGAACAAACUUUGAGGCAAAUUGAAGAUUCAAGCUAUGAAAUGGCAUUCUAAGAUCAGUUAUUAUUGACAUACAAAUAGAUGGUAGGUUUACUGUAAUAGAAAGUGUAAAGGAAUAAGCAAAGUUUCACCCAUAUAAAUAAUUCCCUUUAAAUAACUACCCUGUCAUAAAAAUAUUUCUGGUUUGGAGCAUUUACUUUGAGUAUCACUAUUCCAUGUCUUCUAACUAGCCUUAAAACACAUUGGAGUGACAGGACUGGUAAUUCAUUCAUCUCCUAACAGUACGAGAAAUUUUUGAGGGGUUGGGGUUGGCUUCAUCAAGUUUUUCCUAUUCCCUAAACUCUCCCAGAGUUUUUAAUCAAAGUACUGUGGAAAGUUCCACAGCACAAAGUUACAAAGUUCCUUUCGAGAGAAUAAUUUCCAAUUACAUGCAUUUCAUCUAACAGUGUAAAUCUCUGGGUUAAUAGCUAAAACCUAGGACUGUUUGUUUUUAUGAUUUUGUAAUCUCAAGAAAAUUUCUUCCCCAAGUUAAAUAUUUAUUACAUGUGAGUCAGCAGAUAUGUGACAACUCAUUAUUAAACCAAUGCACAUCUCAAAAUCAAAUACUACUUUUUAGAAAGACCAAGGGUUAUGCAAAAUCAUGCAAUAAUUGUUGUUAAAUGAUCAUACAGCAGUUUUCUUGAUUUUUUACACCUGAAGAAUUUGCUUUCCUUACUUCUGCUUUAAAAAGAAAUAAAAACAGUGGAGGGACAUUUUUUUGUUAAAAUGUCAUUCAUAUAGGUGAAUACACCUGCAUGGACAGAAAAUUGAUGCCUUCAUUUAGGCCACAGUUUUAGUUGGUGUCAAAAGUGUGCCUCUACAAUCACAACUAAGUUGCACCAAGAAGCAACUGUUCUAUAAAAGUAUGAUUUUGGUCUUUGAAGAAAUACGCCUAGAUGUUUGACAACAGAUUUUUCUCCAGUCAGAGAUGUAAUAGCAUAGUUUCAUAAUAAAAAUGUUUCACUACUAUGCCUCUGCUUCCCUUGAAGAAACACAGCCAUGAAACCAACCUGCAUUCUGCAUUUUGUUAAAUAUUCACAAAACCUUUUCAACAAUGAUGGCUUUUCUUCUCAUCUCCUGAAGGCACACUUCAAAAGCAGAGGGCAAAAAGAGAAAAAACCCAACCAAGUUCCAGUGUAUUAGUUUAAUCUUAAGAAGAAGUUAAAAAACCACCUUGACUUUCAAAACAUAGCUUACACUUUUUAGGUAAAAAAAUCAAAUUUAUUUUACAGUGAGCAUGGCCUAGGAAAUUCUAAUAUAUUAACAUAUGCACAACUUCAGAUUGUCAGCUAGAGAUACCCCACAAGAUUAAUUAUGAGUCCAAAAGGCACACUUUUGACAAAGAAUCUUUGUUUAUUUUGCAAUUGCAAAGAUUUACAUCAUCUUACUGAAAAUAAUGAUAAAUCAAAAAAAUGUAAGAUUGUCAGCUUUUACAGAAAAUAUUUUGCACAGCUCCAAUAGUCACUAACUUUUUCUGAUAUUCAGAUAAAGACAUGCCAUGUAUUAGGCUCACACACACACAUAGAAAAACAUAUAAUCUGACAUACUGAUAAGAAAAAAAUGUUUAAAAAGAAAGUUUCCUGAGUUGCUAUGAGGGAAGAUCUUUGUGAGGAGAAAUUCCUGGAUUUUCUUCCUUUUCUGUUUCAUUUAGAGUAUGUAUAGCAUGUAUGGGAGAGAGAUUCCCAGCACUUAACUUACUUGUUGUGUAUUUUUUGUUUUAAGAAUAGACUAUUAGUCCAGAUUAAUUUCUGGUGAAAAUUUCAGCUGAGUUACACCACCAAUAACUUUAGUCUUGUGAGUCAAAAACCCACAAAAUGACAAAACAAAGAGCUCACCACAUUUUGAAAAGCUGGUUAAGAUAGUUGUACAGUUUCUGAGGUCCCCAUGGAUGGGUGAUCCUAAAGUUUGAGAAAAACUUAAUACCAUGUCCUUACGUAAAACACAAAAUAAUUCAUGCAAACAAAAAAACCAAACCUCUUGUCUGGAGUUGUUAAUUGUAGCACCUAAUGGCAAUAAUAUAUAAUAAUCAAUCAAUGUAGGGGUUUUUUUUCCCUGCUUGCAAAAUGGAUACUGCAAAUGUCUUAGGUGUUUUAAAUGACAUCUCAUUUAAAUAACGGAGGAUCUGAGUGGAACACAAAUUUGUCAGAUGAUAAAGCUAAGCAGUUUACUAAGCAGGAUUUAUUAAUGAAAUCAGACAUCACUGACUGAUUUAGUAUAACAAAUGAACAGUAAAAUAAUUUUAGUGGACAGAUCCUAGGAAAAUGCAGAUCAUGAAUACUAACAAGAUCUGUUAGUUUGCAAAUAUUUUCUUAUUGGCUACAUAAACAGAUUCUUGGUUUUCAAUGACCCCCCCUUAAAGAGCAGAUACAUAAAAGUAUUUUUUUAAGUGGCAGUAUGUUUUGGUUUUAUGAAUGGAAGAAUUUGGGUGAUUUUGAACAACUUGCAAUGUGAAAUACUGGCCAGCCAACCUAUAAAUGGAAUGGCAGACUCAAAUUUCAUUUGGUAUAAAGGAUGGAUCAGUACUGUAAUAACUGCUUAGAAUGGCGGCAGCUCCAAAGUAGUACAUAAGGCCUUGAUCUAUUACAUUAGCCAAAAGACAAAGUGCAUCUCUGGACUUCAGCAAACGGGAAAUUUAAAAUACCAGAUUAUUUUUUGAAACUGUCUAAGGGGAUUAUCACCAAUUAUUUAGCCUGGGCCAGCGCUGUUACUGUUUAACUAGAUUUGUUAAAACAGCCUCAAGUUUGGCUUCAGAUCCUUCUACCACUGUAAUAAAUCGGAAGCAAAUCUAUGACAGCGAUUUCCCACUAGUUUAGCAGGGGUCAGAAUCUAAACUAGUUUCCUCUUGCUUCCAAUCUGCUGAGUAUCACCACUGCACAGGCUAGUUCCUAAUUUACACCGAUUUGCAUUCAGGGGGCUCUCACAGACCUCACAGGCAUAACCCAGAAGAUGCACUUUCUCUAGGCCCUUCUAACUGGCAUUGGUAACUCUGUCAGAUUAAAGGCAAUUUCCUAAACAGAAUGGUUUUAUUCUUAGAGAAUAUCAACUGUAAAUUGUUGUUUGCUGCAAACAUUUACUAGUGCCUUAUUCAUACAAGUUUUUGUUGAACUGUUCCUCACAUGAAGUCCUGCUAAAGGUCCUGUAUCUAGUACUGAGGCAUAGAGCAAACUUCCUAAGUAAGAAGACAUUGUGAUGUUUACAGUUUAGUACCUAAAACUAGAGUCACAAAAAGACAAAAACUGACUGCGAGAUGUUGGUCCAAACCACAAGCACAUCUAAACUGGAGCCUUUUAUCCAAUCCCAGCUCAAGAACUAAAUUUCACAAUUCAGUCCCGGCUUCAUUAUCAAAUAAUCUACAACACUGUUGAAUUAUUCUGUCCUGCCAAGGUAUAAAAUCGGAAUUCCCCCAACAUCUGGCUGCUGUCAAAACCAUAAUGACAGAAAUUCCUGUAAGCAGAGGUUGAAGUCCAAAUAUCACACAGUGGCUGCUUUCCAGAUCUUGCAUGUUAAGUCUCAAGUUGUUUUGGACCAGCUACUUUUUCUGCCUGAAGCAUGAACUAGUACACACAACUACUCUCACCUCCUCUUUGAAGACCAGAAAGGCAUGGAUCGUGUGCUACAGCACAGUGGCUAGAGCUGUACUCUAACAAGAACAGAUUUAGGUUUUACCCAAUAUAGGGCCAGGUGUUCCUCCCAGUAAAUCCAGGCUGUGCUGGUGAUUCAGAAGAGAGCUUGAGAAACAAGUAGCAAAGCCUCCAAAUGAUAUUUUUAAGACCUACCCAAUUAUUUGCUAUACUACCAGCUACCUAAAUUCUACUGCUUUGUUAAGAUUUGCACACAUCAAAACUGAACAAGUAAGUUCUGUUACCUGCCAGUUAAGCCUAAUCUAAAAAAAAUCCAGAAGAUUUAUAGGGUUUUUUGUGACAUGCACUUACUGGAAAGAGUGUAUGCACUCUCAUCAAGACCAUAAAGACAUCAGCUGGCUAUUCCAGUUCUUUAGUCUGAAGUUCUAAAUAUCCCUGUCUCAGAUACUUAUACACUUGACUCCUGAGAAUGGCCUUAUAGAGUGCACUACGUUAUCUUAAAACCUUUCUGGUCUUCAAAAUGAACUCUUCAUUUUUUAAUGCAAGUAUAUUGACUAAUGUUAGUAGGUUUCCAGAUGGUAAUUUCUGGUGCUGUUUUGCUUCCCCUCUUACCCUUUCUCUAUCUACGUCUAUCAUCUAUUCAUGGUUUUCUAGUCAUCAUUACUCCAAUGCAAUCUAUGUAAAGAAACCAGAAUGAAUCCUUGGUGUGUUUCAAAUUCACAGUGGUGCCUCCCAAGUUGAAGGUCCCAGUGAACAUACUCCUCUUCCAACACUGCAAGGUAGAGCAGCUCAACUGACACUGUAGGAAAUUGCUUUUCUUAGCUGUAGUUUUUCACUUUAAUUCCUGCUGGAUGUUAUUUAUGAAUUUCUCAGUAUUGAAUCAGGUUGCUCCUGGAUCAUCACUUUGCACAAAUGCCUUAGAAGCUUGCCAAGCUAGCAUGUAAAAGAGACCUCCUUCAAAAUAGUUUAGACAAGAAAAGAAGAACUCAUGUGCUUUAUGCUCUGAAGGGUGCUGAAGUCAGUGGAUAAACUCCAGUCCUAUAAUAAAGUGGAGCUUUCUAUUGUACCUUCUGUUUAGAUUAACCCUGCAUGGGCUUGCAAGAAAAGUCUGUGAGAAUUGUUUGUUUGAAUUACCUUGUGGUCAGGAAUUUACAGAGAAUCAGAAUGAAGAAUCCAGCUGUAUUGAGUGGUUCAACACAGUAGCUGAAACUGGGUUUUCAUGAAAUCACAUUUAUAUUCCAUAUUCAUAUGAUACGACUGCAUUAAUAUGCUAAUGUCAGGUUUUCCCUAUAGUUCAAAAACGUAGGACAAAAAUCAAGCUACUGCAGCCUAUUUCUGAAAAUGUUGUUAAAAAUAGAUUUUAAGAGCGUAAUUCAAUUCUGGCUACAAAUUAUUCUGCUUUAGUAACGUAGUCAGCUCUAUUUUGUUCACAAGAAAUUCUACACUGCGAUUUUACAGGAAAACUCAAUAACUUUUUAACCCUGUAAAAUACCCGUGAUCAUCCUCCCUUUAAGAACAGAAAGAAGGUUGUUGUGGUUGGUGUCCAAUUCAAGCUACAGAACAUAACAAAACAAUCAAAUGGCUGGCAACUGCAGUAUUCCAGAGGAUUAUUUUGUGUUAUGUUGCAUGGCCACAAACAUGAACAGUAUGAAUUACGUGUAUCACAGUAGUGUUGCAUGAACACAUGGUGGACAUUGAAUCUCAUACAGUAAAAUCCAUCCCUCUUGUAGGAGCAUAAAGUGAGGGUAGAGAGGAAGGGGCAAAAGAACCAGAGGCAAACUAACUUGGAUCAGCUUGAGUUAAUGGACUGAAUUCUGACAUAAAAGCUCUGGACUGCUUUUUUAUUUUGUUCCUUUCUCUGCAAAUUCCUGUGUUUCUUAUGCAUCCUUCUUGCUCAUCAUUAUAUGAAUGAAUUCCCAUGAUUUUUUUCAGAAUGAGGAAGGAACCUUUAACAACUAUGAACUCAUGUUUAACAGAAAGAAAUCAGCAUGAAUAAAAGCCCUUUGAUUCCCGUUUAGCAGUAGUAAAGCAAGUAGUAAAGCACCAUUUGAAAUGAGACUCCUCCUUGGACAUUAGAAGUUUCUAGGGUAAUAUAAGCAAAAAUUGACAACCUAGCACACACCUGCAAAUUUCACAUCACAUGCAGCAUUUGCUUGUGAUUUGCUUGUUCUCUCAAUGUACCAAUGCAGUCAUCAGAGAGAUACCAUUCUGAACUCCUGGUAAACUGGUGAAAACUAAGCACAAGUAUCAGGCAAUCCAACUUGACACACUCAAAUGAGGAAAAGGAAGCCUCCCAGAAGAGCUAACUGUAUAAAACAUACAGGACACUUAGAAGCUAGAAUUAUUUUCAAAUGUAACUUUGAGGGACUUAAUGGGGGUUUUAACAGGGAAGGAAUCUUUCUGUUAAAUUAAAGGCAUGCAGUGUUACAUGUAGUGUCUAAGAAAAAGAGCAUAUAAAAUGUAAAAUAAGCUCUUCAAAUGGGAGUAUGUAGACAAACAUUUUAAUGACUGACCUGCUAACAAAUAUUUUCUAGUGGAUUUGCUUAACGUUCAAUUACUUCACAGUAAUCUCUUAAAUGACUCUGCAGUUAUUCCUUAUUUGUAUUUCUUCAAGUGACACUGUACCCAUAUUCAGUGUUUUACUUGAAACAACAAAAAAGCAGGAUGCUUCUGGGAGUGACAGCUGUUUCUUUCUAAAGAUCAGAGGGCUUCCUCUCAUCUAACUUGUCCUCUUAUUUUCUCCUGCUUCUUCUGCAACCUGGUUCAGGCUUACAUUUGUCAUUGCCUGAGUAGCAGAGAAAAUGAAAUGUUUUUAGUCACCUGCUGUUUCUGAAAACUGCUGGCUGUUCAACAUGUUCUUGUCCUUUGAGAGAUCCCUUGCCUAAUGAGAUACUAAAAGUAUAAUAAAGGAGGCCAAGCACAUAAUUCCAGGUGCCUCACCUGUAAUUCUUUAUCUGGAAAGACACAGAUGCCAAAUCAUGAAAAAGAGAAGGAGGGUGGGGGUGGGGAGAAUGCUUGGCAAGCUUUAAAUGAGAUAGAGGUUCUUCUGGUGAUAUAAAUACCUCCUCUGGUGAAUUUACUUUAUUCUAGAAUAAACCAUUCUUUACCACACAGCCAGAUUUGCAGUGCCUGAAAUGUGUGGCUAACUUCAGCAUGAAAAGGUGAGAGGACAAACACCCCUGGUCUUUCUGAAUUGAACUAAUUUCUUCACUAUGUAAGAGGGGUGGAAGAAGCAGGUGACAUUGCUUCCUCUUCUGAGGGAAUAGGCCAGGUUGCUACUAGAAGUAGUGCUGAUAAGGUUUCUAAAAGAAGCAAAAGAUCUUAUGCAUGACUUCUCUUAAUUCUCACGAGAUGGUGCAUCUCUGUGGGAACUUGGGGCUCACAGCUUUUGUACCAAUUUCUUUGCAGCAAACUGUCAGACUUCUCAGAAGAGCUCCUUUUCCUCCUUCUCACUAUGCUCAAGACAGUUGUGAUGUCUGCUUUUAACAAUCACCAGAUUCUUUCAAGACAUUUCUAGACUAGAAUCUAGAAUUUUCUCUAUGAAAAGGAAAACUUAAGGGCAGGUUCAGUGAGGAAUCCAAAGAACAAAUAUUAAAAUACAUGAGCAAUUCAGGAUCAAAACCACAAGACAUUCUCAUUUUUGCCAACAAAUGAGACUUGGGAAAAUAAAUGAGAGGUUAAUGCAGUACCUCAGAUUAAUGAAACUGGAAUUUAUAAACCAAACCUCUUACUUUUACAGACAGUGCCCACAUCUGAACUGCUGCUCUCAGUAUACAGAGAUGCAGUGAAGAAUCAGAGAACUGCUUUGAUAUGCUGCACAAAGGUUUCAGCAUUCAAAGUCUUAUGUCCAUUUCUCAAUGUACGCAGCUUAAAACAUAGGCUAAAAAAUGGGAUUCUGUCUAUAUUUAUACAGAUCUUACUGCCAAAUAAUCAUUGAAAACCAGUCACUUCUCAUAGCAGUUGUGUCUUCAGGUGUCACCACAGAGAUCUUACUGAACAAGUCUGGAGAAAGGCAGAAAAGCAACAUCUGUGGCAGCAAGUAAGCCAACCAAAAAAAGCUGCAAGCCCAUUUUCCAAGUGCUACUUGAUACAAUAAAAGCACUCAAAUUCCCCCAAACAACACAGAUUCCAAAUGUCCUUGUAUCAGAUUCCAAAUCCAGACUUGAGGCUCCUCACACACACACACACAGACACAGCCUCAAAGGAAAAAUUCGUAUCUUUGCCAGAAGAGCUUGGAACAUCUCUACACAAUUACUUGUUCCACUGCUGUCCUACUCUUAGAUAAGGCUGACAGGAAAUAGUACAGCUUUCUGGAAAGGGCCACAUAUCCUUUACUAGAAAAUGCAAAUAUGCACACAAAGAGACUCGGAACAAUGAGUUACCAAAGUGGGCUCCUGGCUGCAGCACAGAGGGACGUCAGUGUCACCAUUUCUGAUAGCACACACCAAAGCCAUCUACUCACCUUGUCAUUCCCACACUGCAUGUGUGCCAAAGCUCACUUUUUUAAAACACAAAGGGCAGUGCUUCUCUCUGAAUGAAACAUUCCAGAGUAGAUUAUACUUUCUUUUUAAUAGAGAGAACUGCAAUCACUGCCCCACUUUUCUUCCCUUUCCACACUCCAUUUUGCAAAUUAGCAAAUGUUUCCACCAUCUCUGCCUCAUCUGUCUUUUUCCUUUUCAAGCUAUUUCUUGAAUGCUGUUUCUGAAUCCCUUGCUGCUGCUUUGUACACAAGGAUGAAUCCCUGCAACUUGCAUUGUUGGUGCUGUAACAUCCUACAAGGUUACUUCCACUAGCUUUACCUGAACUGCUCAGGAGAAGGAAGUGUGUGCACACAGUGUUUAAAGACACACAAAUUACUAUGUAUGAAGACAAGGGAAGUCAGGGCAAAAGCAGAAUGCAGGCACUACUGGAAAAAUACCUGGACAGGAAAAAGGGUCUAAAUUCAUACUCCUCAAUCUGAUUUCACCUUGGCACACUCAAAACCUGUAUCAGGAUCUAGAGCUCAGUUCUGCAAACCUUGCACAACUAACACAAGCCUUGCCUCCAGGUACUCUGCUUGCUGUGGGCCUGGAGUCACGCUCCAGGUUAACCUGCCAAGCCAGGCAAUAACAAGCGAGUCAAAACCACAGACAGCUUCAAGCCACGUGACCUCAACUUUAUCCUCCGGGUGGCAUUUGGCCUCAGAGGGGGUCUAACCUGGGUACUUGUCAUCUUGGGACAAUUAAGAUGGUCUGAGCUCACCAUCAUAUGUAACGCCACCACCUUCAAAUGGCAAAUGAAGAAAGAAGAUCUCUCUGCAAACAUAUUUUAAAUCUCUAAGUGUGGCUUUGGCACUGCAUUGUAUUUCCCAACACAAUCUAAAAAUACCAGGAGUCCUGUGUAGAGUUUGCAGAGCAAAAAGGGUAUGUACUAUAUGUUUCCUACUAUACCUCUUCUGAUGGAAUAAAUAUCAAAUAGAAAAAUCUGUCUAAACUUAUUUUGAAAACUGCAUGGCCAGCUUAUGCAGUAGCUAGAUACGUGGCAAGGUUACAGUAUUACUCUCUAAGGAGAAUACAAUUAAUAUGCGUAUAUAUUUUGUUCAAUUCAAGCACUGUGUAGUCUCCAAGUUCUGCAGGAGAAGUACGGAUCACUUCUCAUUAUCCUUCCUACUCCAGAACACAGUAUUUAUCACAGGUGUGUACAGUACAGCGGCAUAGCUUAGGCCUGUUAUAUAGGUCAGUAUCUGCAAUGCACAUGAGAACAUAGUUUGCCACUGCAAAGCAGAGUGGCUGUAAAAUCUAUUUUGGAUAAUCCAAUUUAUAUUUGAGGAAAUCAAUGUGUGGUCAUUUCUAGAACUGUGAAUAUAAGGCAACUGCUGCAUGCUUGUAUAUUUGAUAAGUUUUAUUAUACUAUAUCCUUAUAUGAAUGCCUAUGCAGUGGAAAUGCUUUAAUAUAAGAUACUGAAUGUUUUUUUUACACAUUAUUUUCUAAACAGCGUUACAUUUUACUGCAUGUUUAUUCAUUUUUUUGUGUUGGUACAGAGUGCAAGCUGCAAGACACAUGACUUUAAUAACUUGCACAGCAGCUAUUCAAAUCCAUCAUAAAAAACAUGUUCUUAUGUAAAGACUUAAUUUGGCAAGAAAUGUGCUUCCUUUAGACAAUGGGCUUGGUUCACAGCAAUACCUGUGUACUUAAUGUUUAUUAAAAAACAUCCCAACAUUUAUCCCUUGAUAAAAAGGGGCCAUUGACUGCUGCAAACCACUGUGUUGGUAUGCUUUGGUACCUUUGAAAAUGUAAAUCCGCAUUUACUAGGAAAACAGAUGACCUGUCCUGAUGCAAGCUGUGGUUGAAAAAGCCCAAUCCUGAGCAGCCAUUGUGGUUGGUCCUGCAGGAUGACAAUGUAGCAAUCUUUUUUUUCUUUAAACAAUACUUACUUAUGACCUUAAUACAAUGAGUUCGUGUUACUUGAUUGUGAACUGGGCCCACUGUUUACGGUAUUACAAUUCAUAACCAAAGUUAAAUGCAAUUAACAAAAUUUAUAAAAUUCAUUUGUUUGGAAGAAAAGAAGAAAAGAGAUUGAUUUUGCUGAUGUUUUGGAGAACUGGCUUGCUAUAGAGUGUUGCUUCUGUAUCAAUGCAUUUUAAAUGUAAAGAAAUCACUGACUGAAAGACUGAUGGCUAAGACAGCAUUGUCAGUGGUAAUAUACUGCUGGAAACUAAGUUACCAAUGAUAUAACAUCAAUCAAGGUAGUAAUGGAUUAAUUUAAAGAUAUGUAAAUAUUGAUUUUAAUGCUGCAGCAUCAUAGAGAUCAUUUUUCACUGCUUUGAUAUCCAAGGUUUCCUAGUACUACAAAAAUGUAUUUUACUGGCUCCAUUUUUUAGUUUCGAUACUUUCAUUCAAAACAAACUCCCAUUUCUUUGU
Prinia subflava (tawny-flanked prinia) is the source of this 16087-nucleotide messenger RNA. RefSeq names its product phospholipase D family member 5 (gene PLD5). The record is from RefSeq and is a predicted model, not a curated record. The coding region runs from base 3930 to 5249 and encodes 439 amino acids. The transcript is spliced from 11 exons. Gene Ontology annotation, molecular function: catalytic activity. NCBI's taxonomy places the organism in Eukaryota, Metazoa, Chordata, Aves, Passeriformes, Cisticolidae.